AUGUGUCUAUUUGUCGAAACCCACUACUCCAAUUGCAAGCAUACGUGCUUCGAGCUCUACCUCUUCUGCCGCGAGAUCCUCCGCCAGCUAAACCGUAUCAACGAUCCAGACCAGCUCAGAGACUACGCUUUGCCAUUUGACCCCGAUUGUCCUACCUGCCAGCCAUACACAGUCAUAAGUGGUUCGAUCGCAGAGAGCAAUUAUCCACAACAACACUUUCACAAUCAUGACCAGGGUCAGCAUGGCCCUCAAAUGGUUAUGCCUGGUCCUCAGGAUCAAUUCUCCAGUGGAUUGUCUAUGCAGUAUCCACAUGCUCAGGGCCAGCCACCGUUCAGCCAGCAACCUGCUGCUCAACCAUCAAUCCCUGGCUUGACAUACAUCCAGGGUUCAGCACCCGCUAGUACCAUGAGACAAACCACCCUUCGUCCGGAUGUGAAUUAUCUGAGUGCAAUUUCGGAGAGUAAUAUCGUGCACCAGAUGAUGGAUUUGGUGGAGAGCUGUCCUGAUUGUACUACAAAGGCCCUGUGA
Messenger RNA from Penicillium mononematosum, 528 nucleotides. RefSeq lists its product as uncharacterized. Lineage: Eukaryota; Fungi; Ascomycota; Eurotiomycetes; Eurotiales; Aspergillaceae. The record is from RefSeq and is a predicted model, not a curated record. The transcript has a single exon. The coding region runs from base 1 to 528 and encodes 175 amino acids.